Penicillium diatomitis is the source of this 1143-nucleotide messenger RNA. RefSeq names its product putative protein transport membrane glycoprotein Sec20. Lineage: Eukaryota; Fungi; Ascomycota; Eurotiomycetes; Eurotiales; Aspergillaceae. The record is from RefSeq and is a predicted model, not a curated record. Gene Ontology annotation, cellular component: SNARE complex; endoplasmic reticulum. Gene Ontology annotation, biological process: retrograde vesicle-mediated transport, Golgi to endoplasmic reticulum. The transcript is spliced from 3 exons. Bases 1 to 1143 code for a protein of 380 amino acids. Gene Ontology annotation, molecular function: SNAP receptor activity.
AUGUCCGCCGCUGCUCUGCAGGUCCGCUUGAAGGAGCUCUCCGCCGCACUCGGCCAGAUCCAACCGCUCGUUGAUCGCCUACGCAAUUUCACGGCAUCUGUUGGUCAAGGCGAUGAAGCGCGCUUGGAACUCGGUGCAGAAAUCCAUUCACAACUAAAAGAUGCAGAGGGAGACUUGGAGCUACUGCGCGGGGACAUUGAGGCGCUAGACGCUGGGUACUAUGGCAGGAGGAAAUCUGCUUCUGCUGGUGGUGAUAAGGAGGCGGAGAGAGAGCGAGUAGUCGCUAUGUGUGGGAGACUAGCAGAGGAAAUGAAGAGGACCCGUGUAGAAUUUCGUACCGCUCAAUUACAGGCAAAACGAAAUGCCGAGCUUGCGAAGCGCAAGGAGCGCGAGCUGUUGCUGAUGAGGUCGCAUACCGCUUCCGAAAAAACCACUCCAUCACAAAAGCUUACGCAAGAUGACUUGAUUUUGAAUGCGUCUAAUGAUGUGACUGCGGCUCUGCGCCGGACGCACACUCUGAUGCAGGCAGAGCUCUCACGAAGUCAAUUCGCCCAAGAAACUCUCGAGCAAUCCACUGCCGCUAUCUCCUCGCUGUCCGAAUCGUACAGCAGCCUCGAUACGCUUCUUGCCAACUCGCGCAGCCUCGCCAACUCUUUACUCCGCUCGCAAAAAUCUGACACAUGGUACUUGGAAACAGCUUUCUAUAUCCUCGUUGGCACCAUUUCGUGGUUAAUUUUCCGUCGUGUUCUUUACGGUCCAAUGUGGUGGCUGGUGUGGCUCCCGGUGAAGCUCAGUAUGCGAUUCAUGCUUGUGGUCUUGGGCGCUCUCGGCAUCUCCAAGGGGACAACUGAGCUUGUACCCGACUCAAUGCCUACAGACGUUACAGCGACAAUGCAUCAAGCUGCGACAGCCAUGACAGGAGGGCCGGUUCUCGUCGGUGACGAAUUAAUGGAAAAUGACGAGGCUGACGAGGCUGAGCAAGAUCGCAUCAUCGAUCAGAUUGGCCGAAUGGUUGAGAAUGGCAAAUGGGACGGCGCUGAUAUCAACGAGGACUCCAUUGAAGAGCUUGAGGCUGACGAGAAUAUCAUCCCCAACCCUAAGAAACGCAUGUACGAGGGGGAAAUUGUUCGGGAUGAGCUCUGA